Messenger RNA from Gymnodraco acuticeps, 2777 nucleotides. RefSeq names its product neuronal differentiation 6a (gene neurod6a). NCBI's taxonomy places the organism in Eukaryota, Metazoa, Chordata, Actinopteri, Perciformes, Bathydraconidae. Gene Ontology annotation, molecular function: protein dimerization activity. The record is from RefSeq and is a predicted model, not a curated record.
CUGCUGGAAGAAGAAGAAGAGAGGGAGAGGAGAGGAGAGGAGGACUGAUAUCUGCUGCUGAAAGCCUGUCUAAGCUUCUGGAAGCUUCAGGAAGAUGCUCUCUGGAAUCUAACACCAAAGCUGGGAGAUCAUGCUGACUUUCGAUGAGCCCCCCUCCACCCAGACCAGCAGCCCCUUCAGGAACAGCUGGGCCACCAACCAAUUAAAUGUCAAAUGUGUUAAAGCAGAGCCCUGCAGAGCCCUGGAGGACACGUUAGAGUCCCGGGGAGAGGAGGACGAGAGGCACGGUGGCGAGGAGGACGAACAGGAACAAGGUGUGAGGAGAAGGGGGUCUCAUAAGAAAAAGUUUAGCCAGGCACGAAUGGACCGGGUCCGACUGCGGCGCAUUGAAGCAAAUACGCGGGAAAGAAACCGCAUGCACAGCCUGAACAGCGAGCUGGACAUACUGAGGAAAGUAGUUCCGUGCUACUCCAACACGCAGAAACUCUCCAAAAUAGAUACACUCCGCCUUGCUAAGAACUAUUGGGCCCUGAGUGAGACUCUGAGCAUUGGGAAAAGGCCGGACCUACUCACCUUCGUGCAGACUCUGUGCAAGGGUCUCUCCCAGCCCACCACUAACCUGGUGGCCGGCUGCCUGCAGCUGAACGCCCGCAGCUUCGUCUCGGAGCCCGACGGGGAGGCUUUCCCCUUGUACCCGGGGUCCUAUAACCACCCCCGCGGGCCUGAGGCGGUGGGCUCCGGCUCGGCGGAUAGGCCUCCCCGGUCCUUCGGCUCUUUCUGCGGCCCUGCCCUGUAUGACAGCCCCUCUCCGGACAGCCCCCCCGAUGCAGGGGUACUCAGCCCUCCUAUGAACUUCAACGGGAUCUUCUCCCUGAAACACGAGGAGCCCGGGGACUACCGGAGCUGCCACUACGGCCUCCGGUACUGCUCCGUCGGCCAGGGCUCCUCCGCGGACCCGUAUGACAUCCACCUCCGGAGCCAGUUUUACCAGGUGCAGGAGGACUUAAAUAAACCUUUCCAUAAUUAAUAACGAUAGAGAUGUUGAAUAAAAACAUUUAGAAAUGAUAUUGUUGGGGGGCGUGCCUAUUGUUGCUGCCUCCUGUUGAACAAUAGUCAAUUAAUCUUAUUUAAUCUAAUUAAAUGUUCGUUGUCUGGGGAUAGCUGUGGCAGACACACACUCACACCCCCCCCCCCCCCCCCCCCCCCCCCCCCCCACACACACACACACACAUUUGCCAACAUUAAUUUGUGGUUUGUUUGGUGGUUUAAUCUUUACUAAAAACGAACCACAGCGUAAUAACACAAAGUAAGGCACAGGGACCUAUGCAAUCUGCAUUUCUCAUUAUUUAUUAAUUUAAUAUGAUAAUCAAUGUUGUUUUCCUGUGUGAAACUUGUAUUGGAAAUAGGGUGUAAAUAACGAAUUAUAUGUGUGUAAGUGGGAAGCUGGAGUUAUUCCCACUGUAUGUAGGCGUGUUGUGGAAUGUGCAGCCAUUAGGCCCAUUGAGUUAGAUAUUGGUGGUAAUAAUGUCGCAUUACACUCAGGCCUUGCCAUAUUUCAGAGAUUCCUCUACGACUAAAUAAAGCAGAAUAACAAAAAUAAUUACCUAGGAAUUAAAUGUAGAAGUUUGUUUUUUGCUCUAGCUAGGCCGACAUAAGAAUGUGCUGUUGACAUGUGAUGUGAUAUCAUGGUGAUUUAUUUGGCCCUCAGUGGGUGUGGCAGCUGUUUCUCUCUUAUUCUUUUUUAAAAUGGAUGAGUCUUGCCUUAAUUGGGAUCAAUGACAGGACUAAUGAAAACGUGUUUGUCAGUAAUAUUGGCGUUUUAUUGGCAAAUUGAUGUCAGAUAUUAAGUCGAUUGUUGUGGAUGAACUGUUCUGGUGCACUUUGCUUUAUUCAACUUUGUUUUAUACAACAAAUAAAACACAAGUUAAAACCAAUGAUGAAAGUAUAUGAGAUAUUCUUAAUUUAUGCAUGUUGUUCUUAGAUUUUUGAAGCAUCAACCAGUUGUUAUGAGGUAUUGGUGCUGUUUGAAGAACUUAUAAGGCCUAUUAGAGAUUGUAUUUAUCAUGUUGAUCCUAUAAAUCAGGAGAGAAGUUGACAUCUUGAAUAUUUGUGUGUGCAUAUAUAAAUAUAAAUGUAGCAGCACUCGCAGUGUUUUGGCUUGCAGGCUGAUUUUUUUGCAGAUAAAAAAAAACACAUUUGUAACAUAACCCUGCUCUGAAUAUAGCAACAAAAAAAUGAAAAGGUUCAUUCAUUUGUAUAAAUGAACAUCCAACAAGGCUAUGAGAAAUACAUGUUUACAAAUGUUCACCGUCCAACAUAAAUUUCCAGAUUUGGGGAUUUUUUUUUAAUUCAUCGUCAGAUUUACUGAAUGAUAACCUGCCUUUAUGUGGCAUGAUAAGAACAUCCUAUCAAAACCUGCUGCAUCUAUUCCAACUCUGGUACUCUUUGUUCUUAAAAAUAUAUAUUAUAUUUGGGGUUAAAUCAUGUCUGCAAUUAUAACACACAUUUGUUUAAUAUAUUAAAACCAAAUCAGUGAAGUACCCGACUGUAUCCGACAAUGGUUGAUUAUGUGCUGAGAGUGUGUGUCAAGCCACCGUAGUUAUUUUUCACACUUGCCAGUACUUCAUCUUCACACCUUAAAUAUCUCACUAACAUUAGCUGCAAGGUGCCAGCUUGAAUAGUCAAACCAAAUAACACGUUCUAUGAAAUAAAUCCCGCUCUGUGCAUUUGUGGUUGAUCUUUUUGUAAGCAUCAAAUAAAUGUACAUUCAAAGGAAA